UUAUGACUUUAUGUUUACAUAUUGUUCUUGUUGUUGUUGACAUAUUGUAAAUGAAAGUUAAAUUACUUAAAUUAUGUCUUCUAAAAAAAAUAAAUUAAGCGGUUGUGAAUACCGUAAAAUAAGAAAAGAAAAAAAUGUAGCUUUAAUAAAGCAUACCGGUCAAUACCAAAAAAUGGAUUCUUUCGUUACGAAAAUUCAAGCUAAUAUAUCAGACAAUAAUAAUUCGAUUCAUUUGAACACCGUGGAAAAUGUCGCCGAACAAAACGCGGAAAAGGGUUUAUCGGAAGAACCUGGUGAUUUUCAAUUAAAUGAGGGUCUUGACACAGAGGGUAUUCAAGACAUUUCGAAAUUAUCAUUAACUCCAGACAAUACAGAGAUUGAUUUGACAAAUUGUGAGAUCAGUGAUGAUCCGGCGAAAUGGACAAUUAAUGAUUCAACGGUAGAGUAUUUCACAACACACGGAUUUAAUCAAAACAUUGAUGCCGACUUUUCGAAAUCAAAAAGACAGUAUAAUAAUAGAGCAAGGUACAUGUCAAAAUCACUUUUUAAUCGAGAACUAAAAAAUGGAGAAAUUCAGGUGCGUCCGUGGUUGAUAUAUUCAACAAGUGUAAACUCGAUUUUUUGUGGUCCCUGUAAAUUAUUUAAAGUGAAAGAAAGUUCGUUUACAACAGGAUUUAAUGAUUGGAAAAACGCACAUGAUCGUUUAGUGCAACAUGAAUGUUCCACGGAACAUAAGGAUGCAAUGAUGAGGUUUUUACAAAUAAAUAAAACGAAUAAGAGUAUUGACAAAUCAAUUAUUUAUGAAACACAAAAACAAAUCGAAUAUUGGAGAAACGUUCUUAAACGAGUAGUGGCAACGAUCAAAUCUUUGGCAUCUUAUGGAUUACCAUUUAGAGGAACAGAUGAAAAAUUUGGAUCAUUCCAUUCGGGAAAUUACAUCAUGGCUUUAGAGUUAAUUGCUCAAUUUGACCCCUUUCUGGCAGAGCAUAUUAAGCUUUAUGGAAACAAAGGUAGUGGAAAUACAUCUUACCUUUCAUCUUUCACUUGCGAAGAAUUUAUUAAAAUUUUAGGAGAUAAUGUUCUGAAUACUUUUCGAUUAGUAUUGAUUCAACUUCAGAUGUAGCACAUUUUGAUCAGUUAUCAUUUAUCUUGAGACAUGUAGAUGAAAAUGGUUUACCAAGAGAAAAUUUUGUAAAGUUUAUUCCCAACUGUGGACACAAAUCAGAAGAAAUGUUCGAUACCAUUCUCGGUGUUUUGGCUGGUGAUGAUUUAAGCAUAGGAAAUUGUCGAGGACAGUCUUACGACAACGCAGCCAAUAUGUCGGGUAUGUAUUCUGGUGUUCAAGCAAGAAUUGUUGAAGUAAAUCCCGCAGCUGUCUUCGCUCCUUGUUCACCACAUUCACUCAAUCUUGUUGGGACAAAUACUGUUAAAAGUUGUCAGUUAGUGGUAAAUUUUUUCUCUAUUUUGCAACAGCUUUACAAUUUCUUUUCCUCGUCAACACACAGAUGGGAGAUUUUACUCGAAAAUUUGAAAGAUAACGCGACUGUUCUUAAGAAUUUAUCUAAAACUAGAUGGUCAGAUCAACACCAAGCAUGUAAAAGUGUUUGUCAAUCUUGGAGUGAAAUUUUAAAUGCCCUGUUACAAAUAGCUAACAAUAAAUUUGAAAAACCUGAAACUCGUCAACAAGCCAAAGGAAUUCAUGUUUCUCUUGAUAAUCUUGAAAAUUGCUUUAUUUCACUUGUUUGGAACGAUAUACUUCAAAGGUUGAAUGCUGUCAGCAAAGCAUUACAAGCUAAAGAUUGUCACCUCGCUUUGGUUGUUGAACUUUAUCACUCUUUAAUGCAGUACGUUGCCGAAUUCAGGAACCAAUUUUCUGUUUACGAAGAGAAAGCCAAAAGUGUUUGCAAGCACACUAGUUAUAAAUUUUAUUUGUCGAGAAAGAAGAAACGUAAACCACAUUUUGAUGAAGCUGGAGAAACGGAACAUGAAUUUACGGGCAGAGACAACAUCAAAGUGAACAUGUUUUACUUUAGCAUUGAUAGGUUGGAAGCGGAAUUAAAAAAACGAUGCGAAGCCUAUGAAAUUUUGUGUGACAGGUUCUCUUUCUUAACAUUAUUGCAUGUUCAAGAUUCUGGCGAAAUAAGGAAGAAUUGUACAAAGUUACUCUCUUUUUAUCCCGACGAUUUAGGAGACGAAUUAGAAGUUGAAUGCCUUCACCUUGGAGCACAUCUAAGAUCGAUGAAGAUACAAAAUAUUUCGAUGAUUGAACUGUCGAUUAUGCUGCACGAAAAACAAUUAACGAUUGUUUAUGCAAAUGUAAAUGUUGCGCUUCGUAUUUAUUUAACAAUCCCUGUUUCAAAUUGUUCUUGUGAGCGAUCAUUUUCUGCUAUGUCAAGAGUUAAAGACUAUUUGCGCUCAACCAUGUGCGAAGAAAGAUUGAAUGCCUUGUCUAUAAUGUAUAUUGAAUCUUCCAUUCUUCAAACAAUUGAUACCGAAAAAAUUAUAAACGAGUUUGCAGAAAAAAAAGUACGUCGAGUAAAUCUGUAGACUAAAAGUCUUACUUCAUUAUUAUUUAUUAUUAUUAAAUAAAAAUAAUUUUUAAAUUAUUAA
Messenger RNA from Leptopilina boulardi, 2610 nucleotides. RefSeq lists its product as uncharacterized. NCBI's taxonomy places the organism in Eukaryota, Metazoa, Arthropoda, Insecta, Hymenoptera, Figitidae. The transcript has 2 exons. The record is from RefSeq and is a predicted model, not a curated record. Gene Ontology annotation, molecular function: protein dimerization activity. Bases 1231 to 2547 code for a protein of 438 amino acids.